UUCGUUGUUGACAGGUUUACUUUAUCAGAUGACGGCUGAACGUCUUGGCAAGGCGAGUGUGCAGCUAGUUUUGUUAUUUUCCUUUCCGUAUGGGCUGAUAUCUCUUCGAAUAAGUGUUUCAGACGAAGCCGGGCAAAUUGAAUUCGUGUAAAAUUGAUUGAUUUGUAAGGAAUUCGACGAGAAAGAUGCCCGACAUUCGUUUGACACCGCUCGGCGCAGGCCAAGACGUAGGACGUAGUUGUUUACUUCUUUCGAUGGGUGGCAAGAAUAUUAUGCUGGAUUGCGGCAUGCAUAUGGGCUAUAAUGAUGAGCGACGCUUCCCGGAUUUCUCAUAUAUCGUUCCCGAGGGGCCUAUAACGAGUCAUAUCGACUGCGUGAUCAUUUCACACUUUCACUUGGAUCACUGUGGUGCUCUACCGUACAUGUCAGAAAUGAUUGGUUACAACGGCCCCAUCUACAUGACUCAUCCUACAAAGGCGAUUGCUCCAAUUCUCCUGGAAGAUAUGCGUAAAGUAGCAGUGGAACGUAAAGGCGAAUCGAAUUUCUUCACAACACAAAUGAUAAAAGAUUGCAUGAAAAAGGUAAUUGCAGUGACUCUCCACCAAAGUGUAAUGGUAGACAGCGAUAUUGAAAUCAAAGCCUAUUACGCCGGUCACGUAUUGGGAGCAGCUAUGUUUUGGAUUCGGGUCGGCUCACAGUCCGUUGUGUAUACAGGCGACUACAACAUGACGCCCGACAGACAUUUGGGAGCAGCGUGGAUUGACAAAUGCCGACCGGACCUGUUGAUCUCAGAGAGUACAUACGCAACAACAAUACGUGAUUCGAAACGAUGUCGUGAAAGGGAUUUCCUCAAAAAAGUGCACGAAUGUGUGGCAAAAGGUGGUAAAGUCCUUAUUCCUGUUUUCGCUUUGGGUCGUGCUCAAGAAUUAUGUAUUCUCCUUGAAACCUACUGGGAACGAAUGAAUCUGAAAUAUCCAAUAUAUUUCGCUGUCGGCCUUACAGAAAAAGCAAACACUUAUUACAAAAUGUUUAUAACAUGGACCAAUCAGAAGAUCAGAAAAACUUUCGUUCAUAGAAAUAUGUUUGACUUUAAACACAUUAAACCUUUUGAUAAAGGCUAUAUCGAUAAUCCUGGCGCGAUGGUUGUGUUUGCGACGCCAGGCAUGCUGCACGCGGGAUUGUCACUUCAAAUAUUUAAAAAGUGGGCGUCAAAUGAAAACAAUAUGGUUAUAAUGCCCGGAUAUUGUGUUCAAGGCACGGUAGGUCAUAAAAUUCUAGGUGGGGCAAAGAAAAUUGAAUUUGAAAAUCGACAAGUUGUGGACGUAAAAAUGUCCGUGGAAUAUAUGAGUUUCAGCGCUCAUGCUGACGCUAAAGGUAUCAUGCAAUUAAUUCAGUAUUGUGAACCGAAGAAUGUCCUCCUCGUGCACGGGGAGGCCGAAAAAAUGGAGUUUCUAAAAGGAAAAAUUAAGGAAGAGUUCCAUAUCGAAUGCUACAUGCCAGCCAAUGGAGAAACCUGCACUAUAGCCACGCCUGUUAAAAUUCCCGUUGAUGCAUCACUGUCUCUACUUAAGGCAGAAGCUAAACGCUACAACUCUCUCCCGCCAGACCCUAAACGAAGACGACUCAUCCAUGGCGUUCUUGUCAUGAAAGACAAUCGAAUAACACUUAUGGAUCUUUCCGAGGCAUGCAAAGAGUUGGGCUUUAAUCGUCACAUUCUGUCAUUCACGUCGACUGUUAAGUUGGAUGACCCGGGGCCAACAGUCCGCACCAUAGAGAAAUUGUAUAAUUUGUUACAAGAGAAAUUGUCUGAGUGGACUGUUACGCUGCUUGAGACUCGAACCAUUUCCGUUGAAUCGGUGGAGGUGAAAAUUGAGGAAGAAUCAAAUGAUCAGCGACACAAGAAAGUUUUGGUUACCUGGUCGAAUCAAGACGAGGAUUUGGGAGCUUAUAUCUUAGGGUUAUUGCAGAAUAUGUGAUGGAAUGUGAAAUUCUGUUAAGUGAAAGAGAUAAAACUAGUAUUUAAGGCAAAAAAAAAUUGUAAUUUUUUGAAUAUGCAGUUUUUAAUGUGGAUAUUCUCACAAUACGAUGAAAAUAAAUUGUUACCUUCAAUUAUUUUAAUAA
Molecule: messenger RNA, 2121 nt
Organism: Hermetia illucens (black soldier fly)
Lineage: Eukaryota; Metazoa; Arthropoda; Insecta; Diptera; Stratiomyidae
Gene: IntS11
Product: integrator complex subunit 11
Exons: 2
Coding region: 186-1976 (596 amino acids)
Biological process (GO): snRNA processing
Cellular component (GO): nucleus
Source: RefSeq, a predicted model, not a curated record